AUGUCUGUGUCCAUCUCUUUGGACCGGCCCCACACGCACUUCACCAAUCUCGACUUCCUCACGGGCAAAGUCAUCCUACAACUUCCGUCCGAAGCCACCAUUGGAGGCAUUCAGGUCAAGCUCGAAGGUGAAAGUCGCACGAGACUGUCAGGUCCGAAACAUCCGCACCAUGAUCAGUCCGAUAAGAGGCGGACCGAGUUAGAAGUCCACAAGCUUCUGUAUAAGGUCUUGACGUUGUUCCCCACCCCCGCGGUCUUCAACGCCGAGAAACCCACCACAGUCUACACCUUUGCUGCGGGCACAUACGAAUAUCCUUUUCAGUUCAAGUUUCCCUUCAACAAUGCGUGCAGCAUCCACAAUAGCAUGCUUACCAAUCUCAAUAUUACUGGGCUCAAGGUUGAAAUGGCGCGAGAUACAAAUCGACAUGUCAAGAAGACUUUACCCCCUUCGCUAAGUGGCUUUCCCGGUGAAGCUGAUAUCAAGUACUAUGUCAAAGCCACCGUGAUCCGGCCGCAGUUCUACAAGGAGAAUCUUCGCGCCAUCACCAAUCUAAACUUCCUACCCAUUGAGCCGCCGCGCACAGGCAACCCUAACGAAGAGACCUAUGCGCGUCGUCAGCAUCAAUUCGUCAAUGCGCCCAAUCAAUCCCGAACCAAGGCCCUUUUCAAGAAAGUCUCCAAUGCUUCGCUUCACGAUCCUGGAGACUGUCCUCGAGUGUCUGCGGAUAUUCGACUCCCGAACCCGUCUAUCCUCACUUGCAAUGAGCCAAUACCAUUACGCAUUCUUGUCAGCAAAGUCUCCGAAUCUUACGAGACGAUCUUUUUGCAGAUGCUGCAGAUCGAGUUGAUAUCAUACACUCACAUUCUCGCCCAUGACCUCCGACGUACUGAGAGCGGCAGUUGGGUGCUCCUGAGCCAAAGUAACAUGGCCAUGCCACUGGGGCGAGGAGGUGACCCAGCGGGGUCGGAAUGGUCCCUCGACGCAAAUCUCUGGAAUCGCAUACCCCUACCAAGCUCGGUGGCACCCACUUUUGAAACUUGCAAUAUUUCCAGGACGUACGAGUUGGAGGUGCGCGUGGGCCUAACCCAUGGCACAGUUGGAAAUAUGAAGCCCCAACUCAUUGUGCUUCCCUUGAGAAUGCCCGUCAAGGUCUACUCUGGAAUCGCUCCGCCGCAGGCCCUUCUGGACGCCAUGGCCGCAACGGGACGCGUCAAACCAACAAUUCCGCCGCCGAUGCCCAAGCGUCCGACAGAGGAUGGCGGUGAACGUCCCCCGAUGCCCCCGAGACCUUCCACGGGUCUCGCGGAACCAUCUGGGGCCGCAGGCCAUUCACUAUAUCCCGUGCCAGUCAGCGCCGAUGAAACCUACGACGAUGCACCACCGAGCUAUGAGGACGCGAUGGCUGAAACUCUGAGUCCAGUGGAUGGCCCCCGUCGCGAGUAUAACCCACCAGAUACUUCUUCCAGGAGAUCCCAUGAAUCUGGAGCUGAUCGAAGGCCGUCAGACUACCGUGGGAAGGAUCCUGAAGCCCGGACACCCUAUGGUAACCGUGACGCCAACUCGUCCUCGGAGUCUUUCGACAUGCUUCCCUCAACUCCACCAGAGUCACACUCUGGAUCGCCUCCGACGUCCCCUGUGGCGCGCCAACAGAGCGUGCUCAAAAUCCACAAGGUCCCUCCGCCGAUGGAGGAUAGUCCACCCCAGUAUGAGUCCGUGGCAGAAGAGGGCCAGCUCCAACCUCCCCAGGGUCAGCGUGAACGCAGAUCGUCCAGCCCGGGUUUCCGUCCGAUGAAUCUCGGAGUCCCCAAUCGCAAGCCAGUGCCUCGAAGCCCAAGUUCGGGGGGUUCCUGA
Molecule: messenger RNA, 1851 nt
Organism: Aspergillus terreus NIH2624
Lineage: Eukaryota; Fungi; Ascomycota; Eurotiomycetes; Eurotiales; Aspergillaceae
Product: arrestin (or S-antigen), N-terminal domain protein
Exons: 4
Coding region: 1-1851 (616 amino acids)
Biological process (GO): ubiquitin-dependent endocytosis
Cellular component (GO): cytoplasm; cytosol; plasma membrane
Molecular function (GO): protein-macromolecule adaptor activity; ubiquitin protein ligase binding
Source: RefSeq, a predicted model, not a curated record